This is a messenger RNA of Synchytrium microbalum, 1413 nucleotides long. RefSeq lists its product as uncharacterized. Gene Ontology annotation, biological process: calcium ion transmembrane transport; intracellular calcium ion homeostasis. The transcript has 10 exons. Bases 1 to 1413 code for a protein of 470 amino acids. The record is from RefSeq and is a predicted model, not a curated record. Lineage: Eukaryota; Fungi; Chytridiomycota; Chytridiomycetes; Synchytriales; Synchytriaceae. Gene Ontology annotation, molecular function: calcium:proton antiporter activity. Gene Ontology annotation, cellular component: membrane.
AUGUCUACUACAGGCUCUCCCCAACCGUACGCAACGAGAACGCAAUCUAAUCUGGUUGCUCGAGGAACCUUCCGUGAGAGUGUUCCAAAUGCAAGGAGGCCAUCAGUCGCGCUAGUUGGAGAAAACCAUCCUCUACUUGCUCCAAAUGGCAUGAUCGGAUCCAUUGCUGUAGAACCAACAUGGACAGAGUCUCUCAAGCAGGCCAUUCUUGGAUCUGGAUUGAAUGUCUUGUUGGUACGCAUGCGUCUAGUAACAACGAUAGGGCCGAGGGAAUUGUUUCUUGGAUUCGUACCUGUAGACAAGUCACAAUUACGCUGCAACGAUCUAUUCAAUGUUUCAAGCAUCCCAAUCUGCAUUCCACUGGGAGUCCUCUCUGCAAAGCUCGAAUGGCCUGAAUACGCUACAUUCUUCUUGAACUUUUUCGCAAUCAUUCCGCUAGCUGGUUUGCUUGGAUUCUGUACUGAAGAGGUUGCGUUGAGAGCUGGACAGACGAUCGGCGGGCUGAUCAAUGCCACCUUGGGAAACGCUGUUGAAUUGAUUGUGGGAAUUUUUGCUCUAAGAGAGGGACUAAUCAAUGUAGUUCAGGCGUCACUGCUUGGAAGUAUUCUGUCAAACCUUUUGCUGGUUACUGGAUUCUGCUUCUUCUUUGGAGGCUUGAAAUAUCACACACAGUCGUUCAAUACGACUGCCGCUCAAACAUCGGCGAGUCUAAUGGCGCUGACUGUGUUUGCAUAUCUCAUUCCUGCAGCAUACGUUAUGCAGGCUUCGUCUGAGGAUCCAGAUACUCUCAAGCAUGUCGAGAGUCUGAGUCGAGCAACAGCCAUCAUACUACUGAUCAUAUACGUCUGUUUCCUCGUCUUCCAACUCCAUACACAUACCGCCAUAUUCAACGACACUACCCAACACCACGACACCGCCAACGAUGCAGACGACGACGAAGAAGAAUCCCCAACCCUAAACUUUAAAUUCGCGAUUGUACUCUUACUAAUCGUAACAAUCUUGAUAUCAGUCUGUGCCGACCUCCUUGUCGGCUCAAUCGAGGGUCUGACAUCCAAACUAGGUCUCACGCAAUCAUUUGUUGGAAUCGUGUUGCUGCCGAUAGUGGGUAACGCUGCAGAGCAUUAUACGGCCGUGCUUUGUGCUAUUAAGAAUAAGAUGAAUUUGGCUAUUUCGGUUGCUGUCGGGUCGUCUAUGCAGAUUGCGUUGAUGGUGACUCCCUUCUUGGUAUUGCUUGGGUGGGUGCUUGAUCAGCCAUUGACGCUUGCAUUCCCGCCGUUCUCGAGUGUUACGAUAUUUGUUGCUGUGUUUGUGGUUAACAGUCUGAUACAAGAUGGAGAGUCGAAUUGGAUUGAAGGCAGCAUGCUGCUAGCCGCAUAUUGCAUCUUGGCUGUAGCCUUCUUUUACAUUGCAUAG